AAAAUUUUGCUUUGAAAUAAAAUAACAUAAAGAAGCAAAUGGAUUUGCACCAUGUUAAUUUAAAACAAUCAGAAUUCUACGAUUAAUACUCUACAUAUAGUCCUUUUCCGAUCACGUCGCCAUUGUGCGGACACGUCGUAAAUAACUUCAAUCAAAAUGGCGCGGCCUUUAUUAUCUGUCUACAAUGAGAAGGGUGAGAGAGCAGGCACCAAUGUGUCCCUGCCAGCAGUGUUCAGGGCUCCCAUCAGGCCUGACAUUGUCAGCUUUGUUCACUUUGAAAUGAAGAAAAACAGCAGACAGCCGUAUGCUGUCAGUGUUAAAGCUGGUCACCAGACGUCUGCUGAGUCCUGGGGUACUGGCAGAGCUGUUGCUCGUAUUCCUCGAGUCCGUGGUGGUGGUACCCACAGGUCUGGCCAGGGUGCCUUUGGCAACAUGUGCCGUGGCGGAAGAAUGUUUGCUCCGACCAAAACCUGGCGUAGGUGGCACAGAAGAAUCAAUGUGAACCAGAGGAGAUAUGCCCUUUGCUCUGCCCUGGCAGCAUCAGCUGUCCCAGCCCUGGUGAUGUCCAAGGGUCACAAGAUUGAGGAGAUACCAGAGGUUCCCCUUGUUGUGACCGACAAAAUAGAGGAAUACAAGAAGACAAAAGAGGCUGUGCAGCUCCUGAAACGUCUCAAGGCCUGGCAGGACAUAAUGAAGGUUUACAAAUCUCGACGAUUCCGAGCUGGCAAAGGGAAAAUGAGGAACAGGCGUAGGAUUCAAAGACGUGGACCUCUUAUUGUUUAUAAUCAAGAUAAUGGUUUAACAAGAGCUUUUAGAAAUAUUCCAGGAGUCACUUUACUUAACGUGGCCCGAUUAAACCUGGUCAAGGUUGCUCCUGGUGGCCACGUUGGGCGUUUCUGUAUCUGGACACAGUCGGCCAUUAAUAAGCUUGACAGUAUCUAUGGUACAUGGAAAGCGCCUUCACAACAAAAAAAUAAUUACAAUCUUCCUUCUACUAAAAUGACCAACACAGAUUUAAGCCGUUUACUGAAGAGUGACGAGAUACAGGCUGCACUCCGAGCACCCAAGAAGGAGAACAAGCGUCGUAUCCUGAAGAAGAAUCCUCUGAAGAACCUGCGAGUGAUGGGCCGCCUCAACCCGUAUGACAAGGUGGUCCGCAAGGCUGCCAAGGAGAUUGAGGCCAGACAGAAACGUGCACGCUCUGGGGCUGUGGAUGCCAAGAGGCCUGCAGCGGCCAAGGCCACCAAGCCUGCAGCUAAAGGGGCCAAGCCGGCAACCAAGGCUCCUGCCAAGGGCAAGAAGUAAACUGCCUGUUCAACACACAUCAGAUGUACAGCCUUUACAAAGUUGACCAUAUUUAUUCUAAAUGACAUUUCUCUGGAAUUGUGCUAUGAACAAGUCAAACUAUGACAUCAAGAGAUAAACAGUAUAGAUGUGAUAUUUGAAUGUAUUGCUGUCAUUUGGUUUGUGAGGCAUCAGCAGACUAAUAAACUGCCCAGGAGUA
Dreissena polymorpha is the source of this 1504-nucleotide messenger RNA. Its product is annotated as 60S ribosomal protein L4-like. Gene Ontology annotation, molecular function: RNA binding; structural constituent of ribosome. Gene Ontology annotation, biological process: translation. The transcript is spliced from 8 exons. The coding region runs from base 157 to 1305 and encodes 382 amino acids. The record is from RefSeq and is a predicted model, not a curated record. Lineage: Eukaryota; Metazoa; Mollusca; Bivalvia; Myida; Dreissenidae. Gene Ontology annotation, cellular component: cytosolic large ribosomal subunit; ribosome.